AAACAAAGAGUGUCAACAUUUCGAUCGUCGCGUAGAAAAAAAAAGCAAAACAUAUUUCGAGCAAAAAGUUAGAAAUUUUCACACAACUUAUUUCGGUUUUCUGGUCGGUUACCAUUAUCCAAAAAUGGAAAACGAUGACCCCGUAGAAGAACGUUCGGAGGAAGCUUCCAAUCGGGUUGUGACAAGUGCAGCGGCGGAACGCAAUGAAGGUAACAGUGAAGCUGCUGCUGAUGUGUUGCGAAACGCGCCGUCUCCUGCUGCGGUGCCAGUGGCGGCUCAACAGGACGGAGACGGAAAUGGGCAGCCACAUCCGGAGGAACGCGCUUGGGACGUCGAAGAUCUCGAAGCAGCAGUUCAGGAUGCGGAUUCUGAUGACACACGCCCUUGGGGUGAUGAGAGCCCUCCCAACUCGGACCCGGCAGGUUCUUGGGGACGUGAAAGUCCUGAAGCAGUAGCUCCUUGGGGCGACGAGAGUCCCGCUGCAGACGAUGCACGCCCUUGGGGCGAGGAAAGUCCGCCCAAUGUGGAACCAGGAGCUCCUUGGGGGUAUGAGGAGGAUAUGGCUGACGCAGUAGUUCAGGAAGACUUUGUUCCUUGGGGUGAAGAGGAUCGUGUAGAAGACGGUCAGGAUGCAAUAAUAGUACCCUGGGGUGACGAAAGCCCACAGAGCCCCGAGCCGGCAGCUGCUCAAGAUGGGGACUCCGAUGUGAGCAUCGUUGAUGGCGGUGCGGAAUCUUCAUCGGAGAACGGAAUGGACCGUUCUAGUAAUUCCUCGGAAAAUGGACUGGACGACUCCGAUGCGGAUCGACUGUUUGAUGAUUAUAUUCAAAACCGCGAGCAGCAGCAGGAUGCAGAAAUUUACAAUACAGAACUUCCAACGGAACAUGCGUAUCUCGGAAAGCUGGAACGUGUCGAAGGAGUUGACUACUUAGAACCAGGAAAAACUUACUGUCUUCCGGUAUACAGCCAUCAUUCGAUUGUGUUCCCGGGAGAGGUCGUUCCAAUGAUUCUCAAUGCUGCCUCGCUAAACUACGAAGACCAAUCGGAUGGCGUAAAAUUUGGACUGCUGUUCAGGACAACAUUCCCGAACAACUACAUUUACGGAGUCACCUGUCAGGUGUUCGAGAGAGGCGAACAAGACUUGAACGGAUCAAUCAUCCUCAAAACUGUGGCCCAGCAGAGGUUCCAUGUCGUUCGUCAAGUGCCCAACCGAAGGGCGGAAGUGAAAAUCCUGCCGGAGAUAAUCCUCCCGGAUCCGCUGCUGAGUAGCUGUUCCAACCUGAUGAAACGCCACGCGGUCAGCAAUAGCAAAAAGUACUCGCACCGGUUCAAGUCUUUCGUUUCGCAUGCAAUGACGUGGCCAAAGUUCGUGUACGAUUUCUACGGCACGGAAGACGUGCUCACUAAAGUGGAUCGGUAUCUGGCGUUCCUGAAGAUAACCAGCGUGCCGAGCGAUCCCGUCAAAUUGUCCUUCUGGCUGGCCCGGAAUAUUCCCAUUGACGAGCGGGAUCGCAAGUUGAUCUACCAGGCCGAUGCCGUGAUAAGCCGGAUGUUGAUCAUCAACAAAUCGCUGGAUCAUAUGUGCUACUUUUUGUGCAAACGGUGCGACAAUGAGAUCGGUAGCUAUAACGACAUAUUUGCCAUGAACAAGCAAGGCGUUCAGACGAGCUACUGCAACCCGUCCGGAUAUGUGCACGAAACACUGACCAUUUACAAGACGAAGGAAAACUCGACCUUCACCGUGGAUCGACCGUCGACGGAGUUCAGCUGGUUUCCGGGGUACUCGUGGCAGAUAACGCUCUGCUGCAACUGCCGGCAACACCUGGGAUGGAAGUUUGUGGCCACCAAGAACAACUAUCUGCCGAAAAGUUUCUAUGGCCUGUCUGGAAACAACAUCAAAGUGAAAUCAGUCAACGAACCGAGUACUUCCCGUCGGGCUGGCACAGACCGGGCACAGACCCCAGCCGUGGAUAGCGAAGAAGCCGAAGACCAACGGCAGAUGCAGCUGCAGCAGCAGCAACGCGUCCGACGGAUACAGCAGCUGCGGCGGCAACAGCGCCGCCAGCAGCGAAUGGACCAAGGGGAAGUGGUCGCCAAUGAGGACGAAGACGAUGACGACGACAUUAGUGACGAUGAUCUGGUGUACGAGGUGAUCGAUUUCGGCCGCCAGAACCGAGCCGCAAUCAACAUUAAUGCCAAUGCCGAUGCUGCCGUACAAGCUAAUGCUCCGGUUUUGAUGCUGGAGAGAAUCGAUGACGAAGAAACCGAGGAGGGAGCAGACGACGAGGAAGACGAGGAUCGAUUUCAGGAUGCGAGGGAGUGAGAUGCUCUCCCAUUAUCAUGAUCAUGACCGUCUUUUGGUUUUUUUCUCUGCGAGCUUGUGUCUAUUUAAAAAUUUGAGCAAAAAGUUUUUGGUUGUUCUCAAGAUGUAUUCGUACCGUGCUGUUGGUUUAAAUAAAUAAUAGCGAUAAUGCUAUUUAGCGAAAAGA
Messenger RNA from Aedes albopictus (Asian tiger mosquito), 2489 nucleotides. Its product is annotated as protein cereblon. Gene Ontology annotation, cellular component: Cul4A-RING E3 ubiquitin ligase complex. Gene Ontology annotation, biological process: protein ubiquitination. The record is from RefSeq and is a predicted model, not a curated record. The coding region runs from base 125 to 2323 and encodes 732 amino acids. Lineage: Eukaryota; Metazoa; Arthropoda; Insecta; Diptera; Culicidae. The transcript is spliced from 5 exons.